UGAAAAAACUUGAUAAAGUCUAUGGUACAAUUUAAAAAAAUAUAAACAGAUUUUCCUGCCUUAAUUUAUUCAAACAAUGCAUUCUAUUCCAAAAACUGAUCAGAGUCUCCCACAUUCGUGAACUCAUUUAUGUAGAAUGUACGUUUCCUGAUCUCAUACUAUCCAGAAAACGAAUGUAAACCUUCAAAAUGGUAGUGGAUUUCGAUAUAUUGGAACACUGCCGCAAGGUGAGAGCAGAUCAUGGUCCCCCUUAUACCUGUCCAGUGGAGAAAUGUGGCAGAAAUUACAAGUCCGUGUGUGGACUCUCGUAUCACUUGAGGAGCUUCGACCAUGAUAAUCCAACUCCUCUACCACCGGUUACUCCAAGUACACCAAAGAAUAAGAAAGGGGCUAGAGCAAGGGGUACUCCUGCGAAUGUUAAAGCUACACCGGUACCCGAACCUUUAACUUAUGAGGAAGCUCAGAAGAUGGUCGAGUUCAAUAUUGAUGGUAAAAUAGUGAGGUGGAACAUCAAUGAUUCUUUGGAGGUCAGAUCGAAGGAGGAUUCUGAAAAGGAUAAUCCUCCUUCUGAAGCAGCAGUUGCUAUUCCAUCAGAGAUUGUUAAGCUACCUGAAGCUAGUUACAAGGAAUUGGAUAAUUAUAACAUAUGUGAUGCCCCAGCAAGACCGAAUGCUUAUAUUAGAUUCAUAGAAAAGAGUACAGAAGAAUUGGAUGGUGAAGUGGAAUAUGAUGUCGAUGAGGAGGAUACUGCCUGGAUGUCUUUAAUGAAUGAAAAACGGGAAGCACAAGGCCUCAGUCCUGUUUCUGUAGAUUCCCUAGAAUUACUCAUGGAUAGACUUGAGAAAGAAUCAUAUUUCCAAGCUUCUGUUAAUGGACACACUGGAGCUAUAGUCGAUGACGAUGCGGUAUGUUGCAUAUGCAUGGAUGGCGAAUGCCAAAAUACCAACGUUAUCCUUUUUUGCGAUAUGUGUAAUUUGGCGGUCCACCAGGAUUGUUACGGUGUUCCAUACAUCCCAGAAGGGCAAUGGCUUUGUCGCAGGUGUUUACAAUCCCCAAGCAGAGCGGUCGAUUGCGUCUUGUGUCCGAAUCAGGGGGGAGCUUUCAAACAGACAGACAGGAGCCAGUGGGCUCACGUUGUAUGUGCCUUGUGGAUACCAGAAGUUCGAUUCGCCAAUACGGUAUUCUUAGAACCGAUCGACUCGAUCGAGACAAUACCUGCUGCUAGGUGGCGAUUGACGUGUUACGUCUGCAAGCAGAAGGGAGUGGGCGCUUGUAUUCAGUGUCACAAAGCGAAUUGCUAUUCGGCCUUCCACGUGACUUGCGCCCAACAAGCCGGACUUUACAUGAAAAUGGACACGGUUAAAGAUGGGAGUGAAACUCAGCCGGUUUUGGUGCAGAAGAUCGCCUAUUGUGACACCCAUGCCCCUCCUGACCAUUGUGAAUCGCAGAAAGAAGACUCCAGACAGAAGAUGAAGCAGGCUAGGAAGAUGCUGGCCAAAAAGAGAACCUCUGCACCCAUUAUUCUCAUACCUACCAUACCCCCGGAUCGCAUACAAGAAAUUGCCUCGUUGGUUAACAUCACCAAGAAGUCGCAGUUCAUCCAACGUCUUAUAGCUUACUGGACGUUGAAGAGGCAGUACAGGAAUGGGGUGCCGUUGCUGAGGAGGCUACAAAGCGCUCAAGGAGGUUCUAGGGAUUCUUUCUCGAGUAACGUGGACACCCUGGAGCUCUGCCGUCAGCUGAAGUAUUGGCAGUGCCUGAGACAAGACCUGGAAAGGGCCAGGCUCCUCUGCGAACUGGUGCGGAAGAGGGAGAAGACUAAACUGUUGUACACGAAGUACGUGGAGAAAUGCUACAAGAUCCAAUUGAAACCCUUCCAAGCCAGUUUGGAGAACGUCCUCAACCUAAUAGCGGCCAAGGAUACCAACGAAAUAUUCAGCGAACCAGUCGAUUUGGAAGAGGUACCCGAUUACAUGACUGUGGUGUCCGAACCGAUGGAUUUGAGCACGAUGAAGGCCAAGUUGGACAGGGAAGAGUAUCCCGACUUGAAGUCGAUGGAGAAGGAUUUCGACCUCAUGAUAGCCAACUGUUUGGCUUAUAACAACCGGGAUACAGUUUUUUAUCGGGCUGCGAUAAAAAUGAGGGACCAAUGCGCUGCCAUCUUCCGGCAAGCCAGGAAAGAAUUGGAAGCCGCUGGUCUGUUGAACGAGAACAAAGAUCAAGGCUCCUCCAACGAGGAGUCUCUAGCAUCCGAUAUCGAUAAGGAACUUGAGAAUUUACAAGGUAAGACGGGCCACGAUGUCAUAGCAAAAUUGGAAGACCUGCUGGCGAAGAGUCAGGCGCUCAAACACGGCUUAGCCAGGGCCAAGAGGGUGAAACUGGUCAGGAGCGAACUGAACAAAGCCAAAAAAAAUCUACCAAACACCGAUAGUUCCCAGUCGGAUCAAGAAGCAGAGUUGCCCGAUGCUAAACUUCCCAACAACAGUACAAGUAUAUCACCUUCGGGAGGGGUUAAUAGAAGGACUGCCGUGUUGUUAACGAAGAAAUCGCAAGCUGUUUCAAAGAAACCCGUCGAAGAACAACCGGAAACCUCCAAGAAGAAAAAAGGUCGACAGAAGAAACCCACAACAGAGCCUCCUAUGGAGAACGUAGAGGGUAAACUGAGCUCCGUACCGGACAGUUUUCGUGUGUACAGAGCCGGAGGUCAAACUUCAGGCGAUGAAAACAGCGACAGCGGGUCCAGUCUGUCUACUUGCUACUCCCACGAUCCUUCAGAGAUCGACUCCGACGAAGAUAGUGAAAGUUCAGAUAGUACCGUUGAUGGGGUGGAUGGAAUAGGCGAGAAGGUCCUUGAACCCUUCCAGUUGGUUUGGGCUAAAUGUAGGGGUUAUCCGUGGUAUCCUGCUCUGAUCAUCGAUCCUGGUAUGCCGACUGGUUAUGUGCAUAUGGGGGUUCCCAUGCCGACUCCGCCUCCGGAAGUGCUGUCUCUGAGGUCCAACUACGAGGAACAUGUUUAUUUGGUAUUGUUUUUCGAUGCGAAAAGGACAUGGCAGUGGUUGCCUGCAGAGAAGUUGGAAAUUCUUGGUAUAAAUCUUGAAAGGGAUGAGGCUAAGGUAACUGAAUCAAGGAAGCCAACAGAUCGAAAAGCGGUGAAGAAAGCCUAUGAAAACGCUCAAAAUUACAUUGCACAAAUAGCGGAAUAUGAAAAGAAUGAAUCAACCAAUUGAAUACGUUUUGGUGACUGAAUAAAAUACAAUUUAUAAGGAGAUUUUAAUGAAAGCUUUCCUUCUCAUAAAAACACUUGAAGUACUCACUCUUAAAAGUAACAUAUAUAGUGUACAAGCUUAAAAUUAUACAGUAUAAAUAAUUCUUUUUGUGGAAAACAUCGUUAAAAAUAAUCACAACUAGAUUCACUCUUGUUCUCUUUCCUUUUGUAUUCCCAUGUUCACCAGAAUAAGCUGUAAAUAAAUAAUGUUAGAGGAUG
Molecule: messenger RNA, 3484 nt
Organism: Coccinella septempunctata (seven-spotted ladybird)
Lineage: Eukaryota; Metazoa; Arthropoda; Insecta; Coleoptera; Coccinellidae
Gene: Br140
Product: peregrin
Exons: 16
Coding region: 189-3227 (1012 amino acids)
Biological process (GO): regulation of transcription by RNA polymerase II
Cellular component (GO): MOZ/MORF histone acetyltransferase complex
Molecular function (GO): protein binding
Source: RefSeq, a predicted model, not a curated record